AUGGCUGCUUAUAUAAAUCGCACAAUUGGAUUUGGUGAUUCAUUAGUAACGUCUCGUAAUCCAUUAACAGAUGAACAAAUUUCUUCACCUUUACAGGUCUUUGGCCAAGCUAAAAAACAAAUCAAUAACAUAUUUGUUGAUAUUCAAGAUUAUGUGGCUGAUGCAUCUGAACGCAUGAUUGAUGUGAAUAAGAUAUGUCCUGAUGUGAUUGUUGAAAAUGAAUUAAAGUCUAUAUUGGAUUAUAGAUCUAAAGUCAAAGGAAUUUGUGAAGUGUUGACUCGUGAUCAUAUGAAAGUUGCGUUCUUUGGCAGAACAAGCAAUGGAAAGAGUACAGUUGUAAAUGCGAUGUUGGGUGAAAAAGUCCUUCCUAGCGGUAUUGGUCAUACAACUAAUUGUUUUCUGCAAGUUGAAGGGUCUCAAACUGGUGAUGCAUAUUUAGUUACCGAAGGUAGUAAUGAAAAACAGAAUGUAGAAUCUGUUACUCACUUAGCACAUGCAUUGAAUUAUGAAAAACAAUUGAAUGAAAAAGAAUUGGUACAUGUUUAUUGGCCAAAAGAUAAAUGUAGCUUACUUAGAGAUGAUGUAGCUUUAGUUGACUCUCCAGGAGUGGAUGUUACUCCACAUUUGGAUGAUUGGAUUGAUGCACAUUGUAUUGAUGCUGAUGUUUUUGUGUUAGUUGCUAAUGCCGAAUCCACACUAAUGGUUACUGAGAAGAAUUUCUUUCAUAAAGUAUCGACAAAAUUAUCUAAGCCAAAUAUUUUUAUAUUGAAUAACCGCUGGGAUGCAUCCGCUAAUGAACCAGAGUUCUUAGACCAGGUGCGUAAACAACACAUGGAGCGUGCUACAGAUUUUUUGGUAAAGGAGUUGAAAGUUUGCACACCAGAUGAGGCAGUGUCUCGUAUAUUUUUUAUUUCUGCUAAAGAAGUGUUACAGGCCCGUGUAAAAGAGCGCAAUGGCCAAGCUUUAAAUAGCGGAGCAUUAGCUGAAGGUUUUAGUGCUAGAUAUAUGGAGUUUGAAGAAUUUGAACGUAGAUUUGAGGAGUGUAUCUCAAAAUCUGCAAUCAAGACUAAGUUUUUAAAUCAUUCACAGCAGGGAAAACAUUUAGUCAAAGAAAUGUAUAAGAUUAUGGAAACAAUUUACAAUAGAAGUCAAGAACAAACACAUUCAAAAAUGUGUCAAAAAAAAGAAUUUCAAGAAAAAUUGAAUUUUACAGAACAACAGCUUAUAUGUAUAACAAAUCAAAUGAAAAUGAAAAUCCAUCAGAUGGUUGAUGAUGUGGAGGAUAAAGUGUCUAAAGCCCUUAAUGAUGAAAUUCGCAGAUUAUCGGUUUUAGUUGACGAAUUCAAUUUACCAUUUCAUCCAGAAACAUUAGUUUUAAAUGUUUAUAAAAAAGAACUUCAUAGCCAUGUAGAAUCAGGGCUUGGUAGCAAUUUGCGAGCUAAACUAUCUACCGCAUUGGCUAUGAAUAUAGAUCAAAGUCAAAGAGAAAUGAUUGAUAAAAUGUCAACGCUAUUGCCAGAAGAUAAACGAAACAUCAAUGUAACAAAUCCCAAACGUGAACCAUUUGAAGUUUUGUAUCGUUUACAUUGUGAUAAUCUAUGUGGUGAUUUCCACGAACAGCUUGAAUUCAAAUUCUCUUGGGGCCUAUCCAAAUUAAUUACCCGUGUUUCAUCAUUAGCCAAUUGGUCACGUAAUCAAUCAAGGGUUCUAAUAUCCCCAUCUCACAAUCCAUCAACCAGUGCUGUUGAUGGUUCAUUUAGUGGCUUUGAUAAUAGUUUAGCUGUGGAACAAAAUUUAUCCAUGAUAUCUCGUGUUGUGGCUGCGUCUGUGGGUACUCAAGGUACCGUGGGAGGACUCGUUUUAGCAGGAUUUAUGCUUAAAACAGUUGGAUGGCGUUUGAUUGUAGCUGCUGGUGCUGUUUAUGGGGUCCUUUAUUUAUAUGAGCGUUUGUCUUGGACAACAAAGGCAAAAGAACGAGAAUUCAAAAGACAAUAUGUUGAUCAUGCUACUGCCAAGCUUCGUUUGAUUGUUGAUCUAACAUCUGCAAAUUGUAGCCAUCAAGUACAACAGGAACUUUCAACUACUUUUGCACGAUUAUGCCAAUUAGUUGAUGAAUCUGCUACUAAUCUAAAUGAUGAAAUGAAAAAUUUGGAUCGAGAACUGAACAUGUUAACUAAGUCAACUGAAAUUGCAAAGAUUUUAAGAAACAAAGCAGAAUUGUUGAAAGUAGAGUUGAAGCAAUUUGAUGAUACUUUUCUAUGUGUAAAAAACUAG
Molecule: messenger RNA, 2274 nt
Organism: Macrosiphum euphorbiae (potato aphid)
Lineage: Eukaryota; Metazoa; Arthropoda; Insecta; Hemiptera; Aphididae
Source: the annotation of a GenBank genome assembly